This is a messenger RNA of Phialemonium atrogriseum, 1506 nucleotides long. RefSeq lists its product as uncharacterized. Gene Ontology annotation, molecular function: NADP binding; N,N-dimethylaniline monooxygenase activity; flavin adenine dinucleotide binding. The transcript has a single exon. Bases 1 to 1506 code for a protein of 501 amino acids. Lineage: Eukaryota; Fungi; Ascomycota; Sordariomycetes; Cephalothecales; Cephalothecaceae. The record is from RefSeq and is a predicted model, not a curated record.
AUGGAUUCGUAUGACAUAAUCAUCAUCGGCGCCGGGCUCAGCGGCAUCAACUCGGCAUACCGGCUCCAGACCGAGCUACCCGGCCACAGCUUCCUCAUUCUCGAGUCACGGGAUUCCAUCGGCGGCACAUGGGGCUUCUGGAAAUACCCCGGCGUCCGCUCCGAUAGCGCCAUGGGCGUGUUCGGCCUUUCGUGGUACCCGUGGCCGCACGACACCAACAUGGGAGACGCACAUCUGAUCAGGGACUACAUCGAGGAUGCCGCUGCCUCGCGCGGCAUCGACUCCAAGAUCCGCUUCGGCCAUCGCGUCGCCGGCAUGUCGUGGAGCAGCGAGGAGCAGAGAUGGACGCUGAGCGUCACCGCUUCCGGCCCUUCCGGCCUGGACGGUGCUGGAAAGAGGGAGUUCUCGCUCAGCGCCAAGUGGGUGAUCAACUGCGGCGGGUAUUACAACUACGAGAAGCCCCUGCCGGUGGUGAUUCCAGGCAUUGAGAAGUUCAAGGGCGAGGUGGUGCACCCGCAGUUCUGGGGCGACGAGAUCGACCAUGCGGGGAAGGAGAUCGUCGUCAUCGGCUCCGGGGCUACCGCCGUCACCUUAUUGCCGGCCCUCGCCGAGACGGCCGCAAGUGUGACGAUAUUGCAGCGGAGCCCGUCGUAUGUCUUCAGCCUCGACGGCAAGGAUAGCACAAUCACCUUUCUCCGGAGGUGGCUGCCCUCGCGAUGGGCUUCGACAAUCAACUGGUGGCGGACCAUGAUAUCCGAGAUUUUUUUCGUCUCUGUCUUGGCGAACUUCCCCAACCUUGGAAGGAUGUUGAUCAGGUAUGCGACGAAGAAGCAGCUGCCCCCGGGCUUGGAUGUGGACAAGCACUUCAAUCCGCGAUACAACCCGCUCGACCAGCGCCUCUGCCUGUGCCCGGACGGCAACUUCUUCGAGGCCCUCCGAAAGCCCCACUGUGACAUCGUCACCGACACCAUCGAGACCGUGACCGAGACGGGCAUCCUAACCACGUCGGGCUGCACCCUUAAGGCAGACAUGAUCGUCACGGCGACGGGCCUGCUCAUGGGCCUGCUCGGCGGCCUCGAGGUGACCAUCGACGGCGAGCGCGUGUCGGAGCGCAUCGCCGAGCGCUACUGCUGGCACAGCAGCAUGCUCGAGGGCAUACCCAACACGGGCACCGUGGCCGGCUACACGGCGUCGACCUGGACGCCCGGCGCCGACGCGCACGUGCGCAUGCUGAUCAGGGUCAUCAAGCACAUGGACCGCGUCGGCGCCACGUCCGCAGUGCCCUUCAUCGACCCGGAGCGGAGGAAGUCCUUCCCGCAGAAGCCGGCGGUGACCAACAGCUCGACCUACAUCGUCAGCGCCAAGGAUAGGCUGCCCAUCGUUGCGGACGUGGGGCCGUGGAGGAACGGCAAGAGCUGGUUGGCGGAUAUGUGGCAGCUGAGGUUUGGGAGCGUGACUGACGGGAUGAGGUAUACCGUGCCGGAGGGCAAGGCGAAGGGGGAUUAA